AUGCCUUCAUGGUGGGGUAAGUCAUCAUCAAAAGAAGCAAAAAAGAAAACAACCAAGGAAAGCUUCAUUGACACCCUACACAAGAAGUUCAAAAACCCCGACAGCAAAUCCUCCUGUAGGUUGGGAGGUUCUAGAAGACGCUCGAGUGACAGUGUCUCCGAGAGAGGGUCCCAGUCACGGGCCCAGUCUAGGUCCCCGUCGCCAUCUUCCAAACAUGUGGCUCGAUGUCAGAGUUUUGCAGAGAGGCCUCAGUCCCAACCACUUCCUGUGCCAAGCCUUGGACUUCCCAAAGUCAACCGCACGAUUUCUGGAAUAACUGAACCGGUAAAGACAAAACAGGAAAGGGUUUCCAAAGCUUCAUUAUUCCUUCCUCUUCCUAGGCCCGCAUGCAUAAGGCAGAGGCUGGAGCCUGGGGACUUGGAUGGUGAUUUGGCAGUGGCCUCAAUCUCUAGUGAGUGUUCGAUUGAGAGUGACGAUCAGGUUGAUUCACGUCAACGUAGUCCACUGGUGACUGACUAUGAUGUCGGAUGUAGGACGACUGCUGGUAGCCCCACCAGUAUUUCUAAGGAUCACUUGCCUGUUGCGCCCUUAGUCUCGAGGCAGUCGCAAGUUCCUGUGAACCUCUCCUCCAAUAAGAUUAUCUCUUCUCCUCCUAGAAGACGACCUUUUAAUGGUCAAAUGGCGAAUUUACAGAUUCUGCAACAUGGGGCCUUGUGGAGUGCUCCCGAUAGCUCAAUGUCGAGUCCCUCUAGAAGUCCAAUGAGGGUCUCUGGUUAUGAGCAGAUUACGAGCACAGCUUUUACUGCUGGCAAACUCUAUCCAGAUUUUCCCUUCCUCGGUUCUGGUCAAUGCUCCAGUCCAGGCUCAGGUCAGACGUCUGGCCACAAUUCGAUGGGAGGAGAUCUGUCCGGGCAAUUAUUCUGGCAGCCCAGUCGAGGAAGUCCAGAAAUUUCUCCCAUACCCUCUCCAAGAAUGACGAGUGCUGGACCUAGCUCCAGAAUCCACAGUGGUUCUGUAACACCACUUCAUUCUAGAACUGGAGGAGGGUAUUCCGAAUCACAGAGCAACUGGCCUGAGGAUGCAAGACAGCAAAGCCACCGUUUGCCCUUACCUCCCAUAACCAUUUCGAACGCCUCGCCUUUUCAUCAGCAGAGUUCAGCUGUGACUUCACCUUCUGUGCCACGAAGUCCUGGACGAGCUGAGAAUCUUGCCAGCCCUGGCUCACGUUGGAAAAAGGGGAAGCUUCUUGGUCGAGGCACAUUUGGACACGUUUAUGUUGGUUUUAAUAGUGAAACUGGUGAAAUGUGUGCAAUGAAGGAGGUUACAUUAUUUUCUGAUGACGUAAAGUCCAAGGAAAGUGCGAAGCAGUUGGGACAAGAGAUUGCACUGUUGAGUCGCUUAAGGCAUCCUAAUAUUGUUCAGUACUAUGGAUCUGAAACGGUUGGCGACAAAUUAUAUAUUUAUUUGGAAUAUGUAUCUGGUGGUUCCAUCCAUAAGCUUCUACAAGAAUAUGGAAAGUUGGGUGAAUCAGCCAUCCGCAGUUACACUCAACAAAUUUUGUCAGGGCUUGCAUAUUUACAUGCCAAGAAUACUGUGCACAGGGAUAUUAAAGGAGCCAACAUACUUGUGGACCCAAAUGGACGUGUUAAAUUGGCAGACUUUGGAAUGGCGAAGCAUAUAACAGGGCAAUCUUGUCCCUUAUCAUUUAAGGGUAGUCCUUACUGGAUGGCUCCCGAGGUUAUAAGGAAUUCAAAUGGAUGUAGUCUAGCAGUUGACAUAUGGAGUCUUGGAUGCACUGUCUUAGAAAUGGCAACAUCAAAGCCACCUUGGAGUCAGUAUGAAGGGGUAGCUGCCAUGUUCAAGAUUGGAAAUAGUAAGGAACUUCCAACAAUUCCGGAUUAUCUCUCAGAAGAAGGGAAAGAAUUUGUGAGACUAUGCUUGAAACGAGACCCCCUGCAUCGUCCUACAGCUGCUCAGCUUCUUGAGCACUCUUUUGUAAAAACUGCCGCACCUUUGGAGAAACAAAUGCAGUGUUAUACAACAUCUUCCGAGCACCUUCCAAUGACUAAUGUCGUUAAACCUUCGAAAAUCAAUAAUGUGAGAAUUCUUCAGCAGCCCGAUCCAGAGAGACUCGCUAUCCACUCAUCCAGAAUAUUGAAAUCUAGUUUUCACUCCAGCGACAUUUACAUCUCGAGGAACAUAUCAUGCCCAGUCUCGCCUAUCGGGUCAAGGUCUCCCCAGUACCUUAGCGGCCGAAUGUCCCCUUCCCCAAUUUCCAGCCCCCGUGCUACAUCCGGCUCCACCACGCCUCUCCCGUUUCACAACCAACAAUCGCUGCCCAAUAUUUUGCAGCAGGAGGUUUUUGCAAAUUUACAAUCUGGCCCCUGCACCAGCAGCCCCUCCUACUGGGAUUCCGAAAUCCUCAGGGGGGUACAAUUGGGAGGAUCUUCUUCUCAUGCCUUUCGGGAGCUGACAGUUCCCUUUGAUAACAAACCGUCGGUUUUAUUUGAUCGUGUGUCCCAGCAGCUGCUCAGAGAGCCCGCCAAGUUGUUGAAUCAGUCUCUGGAUUUGAGGACUCCUUCUGCAUUGACUCAUGGCAAACCACCGUCAGUUCGCCACAUCCCGUCCGCCGUCGCCACCACCUGUCCGCCGCCGCAUCGCCUUCCGCCCGCUCGCUCUAGCUCAUCGUCGACCACCGCAAGCAGGCCCGUGAACGACGGCUUCUGCGCCUCCGGCGGCCGCAGGCGAAGGCGUCUGCAUCUCCGGGGGCUGCAAACGACGACGACUUUCGUCUUCUCCGGCGGUCUCAAUACAUUUGUCAUCUACUUCGUCCGCCCUGAGAGGUUGCAGCCGUCCAGCUAUCUCCGGCGUCUUGUUCGUGACGUUCAUCCUCCGUCGCCGUCCUUGCCCCGUUCCGCCAUUCCACCACCGCCGCUGCCUUGUUCAACCGUCCGAUCGCUGGCGGCGUCUCAUCCCUGA
Molecule: messenger RNA, 2979 nt
Organism: Striga hermonthica
Lineage: Eukaryota; Viridiplantae; Streptophyta; Magnoliopsida; Lamiales; Orobanchaceae
Source: the annotation of a GenBank genome assembly